GUAUCACGCCAACCCGCUGCCGCAGCUUCACUUUGGCAACUUUCAGAUCCUUGGCGUGUUGCUUGUUGCCGGGAAGACUGGAGAAGAGUUGCCCAAUGUUGCUGGAGAUCUCAUCGACAUCGGCUCGGACAAUCCGACAACAGUGGCAGCACCCAUCAGCUUUCAGCAAGCGCUUUCUCGGGCCAUGCGCACAGAGCCGGUUCCAAGGACCGGCGUGUGUCACUGA
Molecule: messenger RNA, 226 nt
Organism: Symbiodinium sp. CCMP2592
Lineage: Eukaryota; Dinophyceae; Suessiales; Symbiodiniaceae
Source: the annotation of a GenBank genome assembly